GAAGCCGAGUCCGACAAAGCACGCUCGGCCGGCGAGGCGAGUGAGAGUCAACCCAACCAUGGAGUCCGGCGGUGCAGGCGAGGUGCGGCACUGGAACGCCGACGUCAACGGCGUCUCCCUCCACGUCGCCGAGCAGGGCCCCGCCGACGGCCCGGCGGUGCUCCUCCUCCACGGCUUCCCGGAGCUCUGGCUCUCCUGGCGCCACCAGAUGGCCGCUCUCGCCGCCCGCGGCUUCCGCGCCCUCGCCCCCGACCUCCGCGGCUAUGGCGACUCCGACGCCCCCGCGGACCCCGCCGCCUACACCAUGCUCCACGUCGUCGGCGACGUCGUCGCGCUCCUCGACCACCUCCGCCUCCCAAAGGUGGUGGUGGUGGGGCACGACUGGGGCGCGCAGGUGGCGUGGCACUUCUGCCUGUUCCGGCCGGACCGGGUGCGCGCCGUCGUCGCGCUGGGGAUCCCGUUCUUCCCCCGCUCCCCUCGUCCGAUGGCGGAGAUGUUCGCCGCGCGCGGCGAUGGGUUCUACAUCACGCAGUUCCAGGAGCCUGGAAGAGCUGAAAAGGCAUUUGCUCGGUACGAUGUCGCAACUGUCCUAAAGAAGUUCUACUCCCUUCAAUUAGAUGACCUUGCUGCCCCUCCUGGAGUAGAGGUCAUAGAUUUUUUUGAGGCAUCAUCAUCCCCACUUCCUUGGAUGUCGGAGGAAGAACUGGGACAGUAUGCCGAGAAGUUUCAGAAGUCUGGCUUCACAGGACCCCUCAACUACUACCGCGCCAUGGACACGAACUGGAAGCUUACUGCGCCCUGGCAUGGUGCAAAGAUCAUGGUGCCUGCGAAGUUCAUCGGGGGUGAGAAGGACAUCGGUGUCGAGUCCUUUGGAGUCAAGCGCUACAUCGAGAGCGGGGGUUUCAAGUCCAAUGUUCCUGAUCUUGAGGUUUCCAUCAUUGAAGGACACCAUUUCCUCCAGCAAGAGCAGGCCGAGAGGGUGAACUCUGAGAUACUGUCCUUCCUGGACAAGCUUUCUGGAGAGGAAGCACAUAAUAAGAACGAAGUUGGCGAGGAGGUGGGUAACUAAGAACCGAGUAAAAACUAAAAAGAUAGUGUAUGAGCUUGUUUUAGAUUGUGAAAGUUGUCUUUUCUAAACUGAAAUAUAAAGCUGGUGGACCGACAUACUCAAAUAAAUGUCAGAGAUAGGCUUCAAUAAAGUGUACUCCUGGUUAACAGAAUACAAAGGGGACCUUCGAAGGUGAACUCCUUUCUAAUGUGGUACUCCCUCCGUUUGAAAAAACUUGUCCCAAGCUUGUCCCUUAAAUGGAUGUAUCUAGCACUAAUUUGAUGUUAAAUACAUUUAUUUGGGGGACAGGCUUUUUCGGACGGAGGGAGUAUGGAAUAAGAUUGUGUUGGAAUGUAUAGAUUCUAAAAUUCUAGUUGCUGAGCAGCCUAUGUUCGGAGAUCUUGUACUGAACAGUGAACAUGGAGAUAGUAUUGAAGAAAAAUGGCAACUUAAUGUUGCAUAUAUCCUUA
Molecule: messenger RNA, 1518 nt
Organism: Triticum dicoccoides
Lineage: Eukaryota; Viridiplantae; Streptophyta; Magnoliopsida; Poales; Poaceae
Product: epoxide hydrolase A-like
Exons: 4
Coding region: 59-1069 (336 amino acids)
Molecular function (GO): catalytic activity
Source: RefSeq, a predicted model, not a curated record